Aspergillus lentulus is the source of this 1473-nucleotide messenger RNA. Lineage: Eukaryota; Fungi; Ascomycota; Eurotiomycetes; Eurotiales; Aspergillaceae. The record is from RefSeq and is a predicted model, not a curated record.
AUGUUGAUCCGCCUUGUGGACGUGGAGCAUCUCAGCAUUGGCAUCAGCUCUGCAAACCGGUACCAAAAAGACAUGUCGCAGAGCGUGGGCCUGUAUUUGAACCUCCUGCCGCUCCGUUUCACGCCUCAGAUGGACGACACUUUUACCAAUAUUUUGCACAUUGUCCGGGAAAAGUCACUGAACGCUUUCGCUCAUUCCAAGGUCCCGUUCGAUGUCAUCGUGAACGAGCUUGGAGUUCCUCGAUCUGCUUCCCACAGCCCCCUUUCCAGUUACGAGAGUACGGCCACUGCGUUCGAACAAGGCCAAGCUCCGUAUGACGUGAGUUUGGAUAUUAUUGAUAAUCCUGAUGGAGAGUGCCAUGUCAUCAUUGCCGGUCAAUCAGUUCUGUAUGAUGCACAACACGUGGAUGUUCUGGGCCGCGUUUAUCGGAAUCUUCUCACUGUAUUUGCUCGCAAUCCCGCACUACGGUUUGACGGACCGGCAUUGGACGAAGCCGAGGAAGUGAAAUGUCCCGUAUACAAGUACAAAUGGCCAGAAACAAUACCCGAACGUGUUGACAUUAUGGUGCAGCGCUAUGGCACGCAUGUGGCUCUUAUUGAUGGUAACGGGCGGAAGACGACCUACACGCAGAUGGAUCAGAGAGUGAAUUCCCUUGCCAUGGCUCUUUUGAAGCGGGGCGCUGGUCCCGGAAGCAGGAUCGGCGUUUUCAUGGAGCCAAGAUCCGACUGGAUAUGUUCUCUCCUUGCAAUCUUGCGUCUCUAUGCGAUAUACAUUCCCUUGGACAGUCGUAUGGGACUGGUACGCCUCGCGACGAUUGCGCAAGACUGCAAGCCUGAUUUGGUGCUGGUGAACAAUAUCAGUGCGUCGGAUAUUGCGUCCCUCAAAACUCCUGGCUCCAGUGUGAAUGUCGACCAAAUUUUCUCCCGCUCUGACGACCCCAAAGUACCAAACGCCGCCCGUCCCAGCUCCACGGCGGUGAUUAUGUAUACCAGUGGCUCUACUGGAGUCCCCAAAGGGAUCCUCAUGCAGCAUCAAACAUUCCGAAAUAUUAUUGAAACCUCCACAGACAAAUGGGAUUUCCGCGACGGAAGUGAAAUCGCAUUGCAGCAAAGCUCCUACAGUUUCGACAUGUCUCUAUCUCAGACCUUCCUGGCUUUGUCAAACGGUGGUACUUUGCGAAUUGUCCCAAAACAGCUACGUGGCGACCCACAGGCCAUAUCCCCUCUGAUCGCUACUGAGGGAAUCACCUUUACGAAAGCUACUCCGUCGGAGUACAUCAGCUGGCUUCGUUAUGGUGACACGGACGGCCUGCGACAUUCAAGCCGGCGUGUCGCCGUCAGUGGAGGGGAAGCGGUGACUGAUACCUUGAUUCUAGCCUUCCGACAGCUGGAGAAAUCAGAUUUGGAAUUGAUCGAUUGCUAUGGCCCCACAGAGAUCACAUUCUGUUCCCACAGGCAGAAGAGUCAGCUAUGA